AUGUCGCGGCCAAUUCCUACACUUCGUAGAAAGGAAAUUAUCUACAAAAAAACUUUUGUGGAUACUGUAAGUGCAUUUGAUAUUUCAGGGAUUCAGAACAAAAAUUUUUCUAGCAUAAUAGUCGAGUCGAUAGAGCUAUCGAAAAACCAUUUGUAGUUCUUCGAAGAAACCCAGAGUAUCAAGAGAGACCAGCAUCAGUUAUUAUUAGGGAAACUAUCAUCCCUGAACAGGUAAAAUUCGGUUGAUCUCAAUAAUAUGUUGUUUGAAUAAUUUCAGCAUUAUGUUCCAAGUUAUGAGAAACAACCUGUUUAUGUUCAAGUGGUCAAAGAUCAAACAGGUCCACUUCAAAACUAUUCUGCUCCAAAGGUUUUUAUUUCAUUUUCAGUAUGAAAAUCAUUACACAUUCUAAAUUUCAGGAUGUUUUAUACGAAAUCAAUUCGAAACUUGACAAUAUUUUGGAACAAAUAGAAAAUAAAACAUCAAAGGUCGCAAUCUUUUUCUUUUCUCAAUUUCCGAAAAAAAGUGUGAAAUUUCAAAUAUUUGUUCUUUUUUUCAGAAAACCAAGAAACAAUUGAACACGAAUGAAGAAUUGGAAAACGAAAAAAAUGUUUGUUUUUUGUACAUUCUCCGAAAUCAAACUCUGUCUAAGAAGUAAAAAAAUAUUUUUAGAAUAAAGAUGGUGUUCCACAAGUAAUUGCGUUGAAUGAAACAGUGGGAAAUUUGACGAAGGAACACUUGACUUUGAAAGAAAAAUUAAAUAGUUCGAAUUUUGUUGGGCAAGAGAGUAUUGAUGAAAUUUUGGUGAGAUUUACAAAUACCAUAUUAUUUAAGAAACAACAUCAAAGAUAACUUUCAGAAAGUGAUCAAUGAUACCAGAUUGGAUAUCGAGGAAAAAAUCUCAAAUUUGAAGCAAUUAAGUGAUGGAAACUGGAUUCAUUUGGAUGACAAGAUUGAUAGUUUCGAGAGAACUCAGAAUGGUAUUCAAGUUCAAAUCAACGAGCUCAUGAAGAUUCUGACAAGUUUGUAUUCAUCAAGAUCUUCUUCAACGAUAAGUCGAACAGCAAGAUCUAGAUCCGAUUCAACUCUGGUUGAAACAAUUUGUUCUUCAAAGAAAAAUAAGGAAGUCAAAAACAUCCCAGAAACUCCAAGAAAAUCAAGUACUCCAAAAUAUAUUCCACAAGAUAAUACUGAAGUUCUUAAACUCUCUCCAGAGCUUCCAUAUGAACCAAUCUGGGAACGUGAGUUGACAAUGAAUGAUUGAAACAAGGAAAUUCAAUAUUAUAUCUCGGGAAAAGAACCGCAACUUACUGCAACUGUAGCAGCAUUUGUCGCAGCGCUGCGGCACUGCAACACAUGCGCCGGAGUUGCGCCCAUUUCCGCAACAGUUCACGCAACAGUUGCGAGUUUUGUCGCAACUCCGGCGCGUGUGUUGCAACAAAAAAAUGCUGCAGCGCUGCGACAAAUUGCCGCAGCGCUGCGACAAAUGCUGCCACAAUUGCGGUUCUUUUCCCGAGAUGUUAUUUUCAGAUGUGAAUUCUCCAGAUGUUUCUGAAGCCACUUCGAGUAUGAUUGCUCCACUCAACAUUGAUGAACGACGAGCAUCUCAUGUUGCAAAUGUUAAGAGAAAAUCUAAAUGA
Molecule: messenger RNA, 1637 nt
Organism: Caenorhabditis angaria
Lineage: Eukaryota; Metazoa; Nematoda; Chromadorea; Rhabditida; Rhabditidae
Source: the annotation of a GenBank genome assembly